AUCUGUUGAAAUUGUAUGGUAUUUUCUUUCAACCCGCUACGGUCACUCUGCCACUUUGGUUGUUUAUAAUUUUGUGAGAGAAAUGAGCAAUAUUUACAUCCAGGAGCCGCCCACGUCGGGAAAGGUCCUUCUAAAGACCACUGUGGGCGACAUAGACAUCGAGCUGUGGGCACGGGAGUGUCCCAAGGCGUGCCGGAACUUUGUGCAACUGUGCCUGGAGGGAUAUUACAAAAACACCGAGUUUCACCGGCUUGUCAAGGGAUUUAUUGUCCAGGGCGGCGACCCGAGUGGAGAUGGCACCGGCGGCGAGUCCAUCUAUGGACAGCCCUUCAAGGAUGAGUUCCACUCCCGCCUGCGGUACACCCGCCGUGGCCUCGUGGGAAUGGCCAAUUCUGGCAAGGAUGACAACGCCUCGCAGUUCUUCUUCACAUUUGCACCCACGCCGGAGUUGCAGAACAAGAACACUCUGUUCGGCAAGGUCACCGGCGACACUAUCUACAACAUGCUCAAGCUGGAGGAGGGCAUCGUGGACCACCAGGAGCGGCCCAUGCACGCCCAUCGCAUCGUUUCCACAGAGGUGCUCAGCAAUCCCUUCGACGACAUCGUACCUCGCACACUGGCUAAGCCUGCCACAAAGAGCAAAAAGAACAAGAAGGAACGGCAGGGAGUCAAGAACUUCGGUCUGCUGUCUUUUGGCGAAGAAGCCGAGGGCGAUGAGGAGGAGACCAACGUCUAUGUUAAACAGAACGCUGGUAAAGCUAAAUCCCUGCAUGACGUUACUGAUGACCCUAAACUAAGCAAGGAACCCAUUCGAGUGCCCAAAGUAGAGAAGACCGAAAUCGAGGAGCAAUUGUCCGACGAUUUAAUUGAGGAUAGUGUCAAGGAUAAGCCUUCCACUGCCAGCUCAGAUCUCGUCAAAAUGAAGCUGUCCAAGAGUUCAAAGAGUCGACCAGACAAGAAAGUUAAUGUAGUAGAGGAAAAGACUGAUUCGGAGGACGAAGAGGAUGUUCUGAUGACGCGAGAGAAAGAACAAAGUCGAAAAGUCUCAGAGGAGAAAUCAAAAAUCCGUGAAGAAAUUGCUUCACUCAAAAAGCAGUAUCAAAUGGAUAAGCAGAGCAAGGAUAAACUACUCACGAAUGGACAGGAAAAGGCCGCAAAAUCAACCGAAAUUAAGGGUGCUGCCGAAAACCAUUACAUCAACGAUUUUAUAGAGUCCAAGGAGAAAUACACAGCCAAAACGAAGCUUCAACCCAAAGGACAGUCAAGGGAGGCGUUUACUCUAAGCUUACUUUCCAAAUUCCGCACCAAAUUGGACAACUUAAAGCAAAAGUCAACCUCGGAAGAGUGCGAACCGGAGCCCAAAGAGCUGGACGACCGUUCUGUGGAACAGGAGAUAAUAGGCGACGACUGGCUGUCGCACACUUUGAACUUUAACAGCACGGCUCCCGUUUUGGCCAAGGAUGCUAAUAAAAAGGGUGACGAUUGGUAUGACGCCUACGAUCCACGAAAUCCCCUGAACAAACGCAAGCGAGGAGAAACCGGUUCUAGCAAAUCUAGUUCGAGCAAAUCAAAGUCCAGUAAACGUGAUUUGUAAACGUUUAUUAAAAAUAAAAAUAGUUAUUUUAACAAGUGUUAAUGAUAAAUAA
This is a messenger RNA of Drosophila gunungcola (fruit fly), 1646 nucleotides long. Its product is annotated as spliceosome-associated protein CWC27 homolog. Bases 83 to 1594 code for a protein of 503 amino acids. Gene Ontology annotation, molecular function: peptidyl-prolyl cis-trans isomerase activity. The transcript is spliced from 4 exons. Gene Ontology annotation, biological process: protein peptidyl-prolyl isomerization; protein folding. The record is from RefSeq and is a predicted model, not a curated record. Gene Ontology annotation, cellular component: catalytic step 2 spliceosome. NCBI's taxonomy places the organism in Eukaryota, Metazoa, Arthropoda, Insecta, Diptera, Drosophilidae.